AUGACUGCGUUGGAGAACGAUGUCCAAGAGUUGAAGCGCAAGUUCGGCAUGAACAUGCCGGCCGACCCUCACCACGGUGCAGCGAUGUGCGACGGCAAAACCACGAUGGCGAAGUCAGCAGCAGACACAGCGAAGACGACGGCACCCGGGGCUGGCUGGGAUUGGCGAGCCAAGACAUCUGCGACGCCUGGGCCUCCAAUGGAGCCUCCGGCCGCUGGCACACAUCCCGGCUCCUUCGAUCGUCCUGGUACUCGGCCGGCAGGAGGUUCCGCCGCUGUUCCUGCGAUGGGUGCAACUCAGGCUCCGGCGAAGCCGGACAUGAGCCAAACGACGCCGCGGGCCGCGCCCUGGAACCGGCAAGUCUCACCUCCGGCGCCCUCAGAGCCGCAGCAUGGCACGCGCCCCUCUCCCUGGAGCCGGCCCACCCCGACCACGCACACGGCUCCGGAACCUCCUCUACCGGGCCAGAGAGCAGAGACGCCGAUGCAGCAGCGCCAGCCGCCUUCCUCUGGCGCGCCGACCUCACCCGCAUCACCUGCAAAAGCCGGAGGUACCGGUGGCUACAAGAAGCCUAAUCUCGAAGAUGCUGUCGAGGUUGCAAACCUCACAGCUGAACUGGACCGGUGCAUGAUGAUGCGACAGGUAUCUGCACAAUCUGCAGGCGGCGCAAGUCUGAGCAACGUGCCUUGUGCUCUCAACGGCCGGGCUGUGACCCCAGGACGUGCUCCAGUCGCCGCACAACCUCAACCGGCGCAGAUGGGCGCUUCGGGGAGGUUCAAGGGCGUUCCACAAAGUGUUGCCACGAAGCUCUUCAUCAAGUGA
Molecule: messenger RNA, 822 nt
Organism: Symbiodinium sp. CCMP2592
Lineage: Eukaryota; Dinophyceae; Suessiales; Symbiodiniaceae
Source: the annotation of a GenBank genome assembly